CUUGUAACCCACAACUCCUUUUCCCAAUUUCUCUCUCCUCUCUCUCUCUCUCUGAGUUCUCCUUUCUCUCUCUUGAGUUACCAUUUCUCAUUCAUUCAUAAUGCACUAAUCAUAACAACACCGUUCAGCUCAACAACAAAAAAUAAAAUAAAUCAUAACACCGUUCGUUCAUCAAUGGCGGUUCCGCUGCAUUCCUAGAUUGCUCUCUUUUUCACCAAUUUUCAUUCGUUGCGUGUGUUUGUUCGCUGAGUGCGUUAGUUAUUACAGCAAUGGAGUUCGAGCACCCCACCGCGACGCCUCUCAACUCCGCCAUGACCUACGACGAAGCCUCCAUGGAGCGCAGCAAGAGCUUCGUCAACGCCUUGCAGGAACUUAAGAACCUGAGGCCUCAACUUUAUUCUGCUGCAGAAUACUGUGAAAAAUCUUAUCUCCAUAGUGAACAGAAACAAAUGGUACUUGACAACCUGAAAGACUAUGCUGUAAGAGCCCUUGUGAAUGCUGUUGACCAUCUAGGAACGGUUGCAUACAAGUUAACUGACCUUCUUGAGCAGCAAACAUUGGAUGUCUCAACUAUGGAUUUGAAGGUCGCUACCAUAAAUCAGAAACUUCUUACAUGCCAAAUUUACACUGAUAAAGAAGGCCUACGGCAGCAGCAAUUGUUGGCUUUCAUUCCCAGACAUCAUAAGCACUACAUUUUGCCAAAUUCUGUCAAUAAAAAGGUACAUUUCAGUCCUCACAUACAGAUUGAUGCAAGACAGAAUCCAUUUCAAACCAGAACCCGUUUUCAAUCUUCAGGUACCCCUGCAGCCAAAACUCUUUCAUGGCAUUUAGCAUCAGAGACAAAGUCUACCUUAAAAGGGUCUUCACAUGCUUCCCCUUCCCCAAACAUUGAGAACCCAAAGUUUUCUGGCAAGGCCUCUGGAGUUUUCCAUCUCUUAGAUAAUGAAGAGAACACCUGGAUGAAAUCCUCACCAGCACAAAUUCACUUUCCAAAUGGAGUUUCUACUUCUAGUACACCCAUGCAUACUUUAGGUGGUACACGCAAGGAUGCAUUGGAAGGUUCCAAACCAUUCACAACAUUCAGGUCAUUUGACAACCAAAAUCGGCGAGAGACGGUCCAAGUUCCUACUCGUAGCAAAAGUAUGCUAUCAGCUUUCUUUGUGAAGCAGAAAACACCAAAGUUGAAAGCCAGUUCUUUCUUAUGAAUACCUCUAAAGCCAUCCCCUCCCCUAUGCAAAUGCUCAGAAUUAAUUAGUUUCUGAAUCAAGCCUUUAAAUAAUGAUCCUGUAAGUAGCCGGUUCCCUGGCAAUGAAAAUGGUUGGGAUCUUGGUCUUAUAAUCGCUUUAUGUUACUCUUGUGAAUUGUGAUCUAUAGAGUUCAGGCACCAGUAAAAUGUAUAUUUUUCGUAUGCUAUGCAAAAAAAGUUUCAUUAUUUUUUCUUGU
This is a messenger RNA of Glycine soja, 1443 nucleotides long. RefSeq names its product protein ABIL1-like. The coding region runs from base 270 to 1205 and encodes 311 amino acids. Lineage: Eukaryota; Viridiplantae; Streptophyta; Magnoliopsida; Fabales; Fabaceae. The record is from RefSeq and is a predicted model, not a curated record. The transcript is spliced from 9 exons.